AUGCAGAUCUUUGUGAAAACCCUCACCGGCAAAACCAUCACCCUUGAGGUUGAGUCCAGCGAUACGAUCGACAAUGUGAAGUCCAAGAUCCAGGACAAGGAGGGAAUUCCUCCCGAUCAACAGCGUUUGAUUUUCGCUGGCAAGCAGCUUGAAGAUGGUCGCACCUUGAGUGAUUAUAACAUUCAAAAAGAGUCCACUCUCCAUCUCGUUCUCCGUCUUCGUGGCGGAAUGCAAAUCUUCGUCAAGACCCUCACGGGAAAGACCAUCACCCUUGAGGUUGAAUCCUCCGACACCAUCGACAAUGUUAAGUCGAAGAUUCAGGAUAAGGAAGGCAUUCCUCCUGAUCAACAACGUUUGAUCUUCGCCGGAAAGCAACUUGAGGAUGGUCGUACCCUCUCCGACUACAAUAUUCAAAAGGAGUCUACCCUUCACCUGGUCCUCAGACUUCGCGGUGGUAUGCAAAUUUUCGUCAAGACCCUGACCGGAAAGACAAUCACUUUGGAGGUUGAGUCAUCGGAUACUAUCGACAACGUCAAAUCGAAGAUCCAAGAUAAGGAGGGCAUCCCACCUGAUCAACAACGUCUUAUCUUCGCUGGUAAACAACUUGAGGAUGGUCGCACUCUUUCGGAUUACAAUAUCCAAAAGGAAUCAACAUUGCACUUGGUGCUUCGUCUUCGUGGUGGUAUGCAGAUCUUUGUUAAGACUUUGACUGGCAAGACAAUCACUUUGGAGGUCGAGUCAUCCGACACCAUCGAUAACGUCAAAUCAAAGAUUCAGGACAAGGAGGGUAUCCCACCUGAUCAACAACGAUUGAUCUUUGCUGGAAAGCAGUUGGAGGACGGUCGCACUCUUUCGGAUUACAAUAUUCAAAAGGAAAGCACCUUGCACUUAGUGCUCCGUCUUCGUGGUGGUCAAUAA
Messenger RNA from Sclerotinia borealis F-4128, 918 nucleotides. The record is from the annotation of a GenBank genome assembly. NCBI's taxonomy places the organism in Eukaryota, Fungi, Ascomycota, Leotiomycetes, Helotiales, Sclerotiniaceae.